Messenger RNA from Funneliformis caledonium, 179 nucleotides. The record is from the annotation of a GenBank genome assembly. Lineage: Eukaryota; Fungi; Glomeromycota; Glomeromycetes; Glomerales; Glomeraceae.
GAAUAUUUGAUAAAUUAGUCUUGACGAAUUCGAGUUAUUUUAUUUCUGGUCCUGAAGGUUGUGGCUAUAUAUCAUCGAAAUUUUCAAGAAAAAUUGGUGAAGCAAGAAGAUUAAUGCUAAGUGGAAACACAAAUAUUUUGAAUGAUAUUACACGCUGGCCUUUAGAUAACGAUUCAUGA